Molecule: messenger RNA, 3166 nt
Organism: Diabrotica balteata
Lineage: Eukaryota; Metazoa; Arthropoda; Insecta; Coleoptera; Chrysomelidae
Source: the annotation of a GenBank genome assembly
CUACUAUAACUCUCCAUGUAUUAAACAGAGAUAGAGAUAACUUAAGUAACUAAAAGUAAAAGAGUUAUGCUUAACUGAUUGCUCUUUAUGUAUUUUUAUUAACGAACGAACUUCAGUAAAAUGGAGAACUGAGAAGGAUUUUAUUGUUUUGUAUGGAAGUUGUGUUCAUAAUAAUGUGUGUGCUCAAGAACAUAAUAAUUGUGGUAUAGACUGAUUGUUCGGGCAUCUGUGGUCAUUUUAUAGACAAAGAAAAUUACAGACGUCCAUAAGGACUGUAUAUAAGAAUGUUUCGACACCUUCUAAUUAUGUCAGGACUAUCCUCCAGUUGCACAAGGGAUUGUUCGGGAAGAGGAGAAUGUUACAAUGGUACUUGCAUGUGCGAUAUCAGGUUUACAGGAGAUCUCUGCGAUGGCCCCAAUUUACCUUACCAUACAGGUAUUGGAGGAGUCUUCUUCUUCAUCAGUCUAGUGUGUGCUAUUCAACUAAUAACAUGCAUUAUGUCUGAAUAUAGAAGAUUGAAAUCACCAACAUUGUUUAGGGCGUGCAAAGUAACUACACAGAAGUUGAUCUAUUUCGUCAUUUGCUUGGCCAGCUUGAUACGGGGUGCAUAUUUCAUCUUUCCUGAAUUGUUUGAAUACGGCUGGUCAAACAGUCUACUCUCCUCCUACUAUCCGCUUCUAAUGUCGAGUGCUUCGCUGAUUGUUUGUUUUUGGGCAGAGGUAUUCCAUUUACCGGGAAUUCGAUGGGACCGACCGCAGUUUCUCUCCAAAUCUUUUCUGGCCUUUGUUACUUUUAAUUUGAUCAGUUACAGUCUUCUUUUAGCCGAAUUUUUGACCACUCAACUUGCUGAACCACCCUCAGAUGAUCCCGGUUUCUACCAUCAUCUGUUCAACGGUUGCUAUGCUGUAUUGAUGUUCAUCGUUGUUAUUUUCUUCUUGAUCUACGGAGUGGAAGUCUACUUUAAGGUCAGAGGAGGAUUCAUCGCAAGACCCCUACAACUGGCUGGCAACUCUUUCGAAACGGAGCCUUUGAAAGAUGAGGCUCUCUUAAAGACGCAGAUUAAUUCGUCUCAGUUGCAUCAAUCCAGAAUAGGACUUUUAAGUCAAGCUCUGAUGUUGAUUGUGAUAUCCGGAUUCUUGUUUUCGGAAACUCUCUCAGAAUUUUGGAAAACUAAGGUGCCAAUAAACUCCAGGAACCUGCACAACAUAAUCUUUAGAGUGGUAGAAAUAGGCGUUGCCGUAUGGUUUCCAGCGGUAUUGUGGAACUGCAUGCAACCCUCCGAGCUAUGGAUACUGAAUCCGAGAAAACUUUUAGCCAAAAUAGACCAAUCGAGGAACGAAAACGUUACCGAUCAAAAUGUUAAGACUGACACCGACGACGAAGCUUUUCUGGAUAGACGAGAGUGUUGGAUAUGCUACGACGCCGAUAAAACCGAACCUCUGAUACAACCGUGCGACUGUACUGGCGACGUGUCGAGUGUUCAUCACGAAUGUCUUCGAAGAUGGUUAAUGGAAAGCUCUUCCUCCAGUAACGAACCUUUAAAAUGCAAAGUCUGCAAUUACGAAUACGACAUUUGUAAGAGCAGCGAAGUGAAAUGGGACAAAGGUUUUACUGCACAACACUGGGGAAGUACAGCCUGCAUUGUAACGUGCAUGUGUCUUGCCGUCGCCGGAGCUUGGAUCUCGAUUCAGUUGUAUGCAAAUCCGUACAUCAGAAUGGUCAGCGCCAGCCUGGCACUAUUGAUAAUCUACGUCUGUAUCAAGUUUUUGGGCCAAAAUACUCUAAGCGCUUAUCAGCGUGCCAAAGUAGCUGCGCUUAGUAUUGGAAGCCACGUGACAACAAUCAGCGCCAAUGUCAAUCCAACUGCCGAAGAUGCGCAACAAGUACAAGCCACUCUAUAAAUUUGAAGUGUUUUGAACACAUAUAUAGCAGAAAGGCCAUGAAAAAGUUAUGUAAAAUUAUAGUUCAUUUGUUUUAUUUCGUAGAUUUUGGUAUUCUAUAUACAUGAUAUUGUUGCCAAGUUUAUAAUAUAGAAUAGUAUAUCGGGAAAUAUAAAAAUUAGACAAAACGUUUAGUAGGAACAGUACAAGACGUACUGAGUAAUGACUACUAUAAAAAUAUAUUUACCAGUGUUUUACCAGUUUUUAAGUAUAUAUUGAAAUACUUUAUUCUACUUUAGUUUCGAAGAAUUAUGCAAAGUAGAUGGCGCAUGUUUUAAAAAUUUUUAAUGCUCUUUCUGAAUAUUCUUUAAAAGCUCUUUAUCUUGUAGCCCCUGUUUUAGGUAUUUUUGGUGAUAUUAGACAGUAAAAUAGGAACAUACGGAUCUAUUUCUACGUUUUUGUUUCCAGACUUGGUUGGUUUCUAACAAAUCUUCAUUUUUGCCAACAUAGUUGGUUUUUCUGCUUCAUUUGAUUCGUUGUGAUGUAUGACACUAAUCCAUACGUCCGAAUUAAUCUUGUCAUACAGUGCAUUGUUAAUUACCUUCACUGUAUGUUGCGGAAGAUGUUUAUAGUGGUGUAUAUAUAAUAGAUCUGGUCUUUGACGCUGGAAAAUUCGUGUAAAAUCCUCUCCGUGUGUUACUUCACCACAUAUUGCUAACUGAAAUUAGGAGCGUUAAUGUAUGUAUCGAAAAAGUUUUUAGUUUUAUACGCUUGUGAUAUGAUUCCCAUAAAAUCGUUUAAAGCUGUUCCCGAGCUUCAAAUAUACAUCGGGGAAGUACAUAUUCAUAGAUAUUUGCAUCAUAUGAAUAAACCAGUCAUCUAUUGAUAUUUUUUAAUCAUGAAAAGUAUAGAAUCGUCAAUUUUUAAUUAUAUUGCUAGCGCCUGAAGCAAAGUAAAAUCAAAUGAGUAAUAAUGUAUAGACGAAAGAAUGACAAAGGUGCACAAGCUCAAAGAAAUUAGUUGUUUUAUUUUUUUCUUCUCUUAAAUAUCACCUUUGUCAAUAAAUUCCGGUUCUAGCUAAUAGAACAAGAACUUUUAAGCAAAAAUUGGAUCUUAUUCGUCUACAUACAUACUGCCUUCUCGGGUUAAUUCCAACGCUUUAUUUGCCAACUUUUAUGUUGGGUCUUAAAACUACGCCCAAAAAUUCGUUUCUCUCCCAAAAUCUCUGAAACAUUCUUGUAAGGCUUGUAAACAGUCGUCAAAGGUAAAAUCUGAAUAAUACGGCU